Molecule: messenger RNA, 3537 nt
Organism: Gloeophyllum trabeum ATCC 11539
Lineage: Eukaryota; Fungi; Basidiomycota; Agaricomycetes; Gloeophyllales; Gloeophyllaceae
Exons: 4
Coding region: 1-3537 (1178 amino acids)
Biological process (GO): positive regulation of transcription by RNA polymerase II; DNA damage checkpoint signaling
Cellular component (GO): nucleus
Molecular function (GO): histone binding
Source: RefSeq, a predicted model, not a curated record
AUGGGUCAAUCCUCAGCCAAUUCGUCGACAGAUACUUCUGGUGAUUCGUCUAUUCCGCGCACCUCUGUCCCGGUCUACCACUUUCACGGUCUCGCCGCCACCCAGACUCAGUCUCAAUAUGAUGAUGGUCCCAGUAAUGAGGAUUCUCAGAAGGAAAACACGCCUGCUCCCCAUGACAGCAGAUCACAGUGUCCUUCCACUCCAGGGCAUCAAUCCUCAGCAUACACAUCCUCAGGCUCGAAAUCACCGAACAAAGUGUCGUCUCAAGGCGAUGACAACCUCAUAUCCGAGAGUCCUGCACGGAAAUCUGAGAAUACCACCGCUAUCUUGGACGGUGUGACGCCUGAUAUAUCCAGUAACACCACUCGUUCGCCAUUUAAGGACAAAGUUCCUUUGUUCAGUAGACCGACAAAAGUAGUCUCUUUCAUCUCGCCCAAUCCGAAAUCGAACCCUUCGGGUCCGUCUGUGGCACAAAGGCGUGGCAUGUCUGCUUCCAGGCCCGUGUGGCCUGAUCCGCCCUCUCCCGCUUCGCAAGACUCUUUUAUCGAUCCACUCCCUGAGCCGGACAAAGUCUUCAUCGCGACUUCGAGGGAGUUUGCCAUCCCUUUGUCCCAACUCGGCGCGGAAGAGAAUUCCGAAGACUCAAGCCAGUCUCAAGCUGAGGGCUUACCUCGUGGAGGCCAACACGCGACGUCGUCGAGUGCCAUGCUCCCCGGAACCCGUCGAAUUCCGACCCCCAGGGUACCCUCUCCAACGAGCAACCCUUCCCGAGUGGAGACCGUCCUAGUGGCAUCCACUCCAUCCAACUCUGAUAGCUCCCAAAGCUCCGUCUCCCAGGCAAAUCGGUGGGAUGACUCUCAAGACAGCGACCUAUAUCCCAAUCGCCAACGUAGCCCCUCACCUCCAUUUCCGUAUGAUGCUAACCCAAGCUCCGCAGCCCGCGAUGAGAGCCAGGAAACCCAGGUGUGGCAGCCGACUCAGCUGGUGGACGAUGCAAGCCAACCGCCAUCAGACGAUGCCCAUCACUAUCCUCCGUCCACCGUCAUUGCCACGCAGGCGACGGAGUACCAGGAAACACAAAUAAUAAGUGAUCCUGGUGAUACUGAUGAACCUCUACGAGAGCAUAUCGCUAACGCGCUGCCCGCGAAGACUGUGGCAGCUUCGGCCGCUCCGUCUUCUACCUCAAAUACGACUGGAAUGGGUCCCAGUAGUCUCCUCAGCUUGGUACCCGCCCAUAAACGGCAGAGGUAUGCAGGCAUUGUCCCGGAAUUACGUAGGGAUAGAGUGCCAGACGUACCAGCAAUACCGGAAAGGCAGUUCAUGGAUGAACCUGAGGCGACGCAGAUUAUUGAAGACGAAGAAUCCGCGCCUCCCACGAAUUCGUCUUCUCGCCGUUUCCCGCCUGCGGCUCCCCAGGAUAGCAGACAUGGGAAGGGCUCAGCAGCGGACGAACCUUCUGAGGUUGUUCCUGACUCCGAGCCAGCGAGGCUGGAAUCGAGCCCGUCGAUUCCUCUUGCAGACUUAAUGAGACCCUCUCGAGGGACAAGUGUAGGAGCGCACCUAAGCAAGGAUAGGCAGGAUGCAGCGUCCGAAGAGGAAGAGGCUCGGGAGUCUCUAUACCAUCGCGGUCGACGGCAGGGGUCAAAUUCGGGCAAUAAGGGUAAAAGGAAGAUGAAGGAUAGCACACGAGAAUCCGCGAUUGAACCAGUGGGACGAAGCAGCUACGCCUCUGCAAGGGAUAACCAUGGAGUUGCGUCCCUGGGUGCCUCAGAUCAGGGUAAGCAUGCUGCGAAAGAAGACGAAGUGCCAUCUUCAGUCCCAGAUCAAGAUCUACGGACCAAUCCAAAGACCUCCACUGGACUCGCUCUCGCUGCCAACAGGAGGGCAGCGACUAGGCGAAAGGCAACCGGGAACAAUCGCGAACGAGGGAUGGACGUGGAAAGCAAUGCAGAUUCCGAGACUGAAGAGCCGGAUGAUUCCUGCCGUGGUAUUGCUGGUCCUUCGAACGGCUGCAACGCCUUCAAAGAAGAGGAGGAAGAGACGGAACCCGAGGAUCGCGAGGACGGCGGCGACGUUGCCAUGAAUGGCAGCGAAGAGGAGGCCGAAGUGUCGCGCCCCACACCCUCAAAAAGUGUCUCACGAAAGCGAAAGCGGUCUAACACCGUGGCGCGCGGGAAGUCGAGGGCAACCUCUCGUACGCCCACAGCGAAGGGGAGUUAUGCGCCUUCCAUAGCUUCGACUGCUGAGAGGUCUAGUAAGCGGGCGAGGACGACGACGCCUAGUCAGCGUCAGCUUCGGGGCACUAGGGUCUUCGCGCUCUGGCGACAAGAUGGUCAUUACUAUCCCGGUGUUAUCCUGGGGGCAACGGCGGAACUGAACUGUUACACCGUCUUUUUUGACGAUAACACCCGCGCCGAUGUCGAGAUCUCCAAAAUGCGGCGUUGCCGACUUCGUGAAGGGGACAACGUCUUGAUUGCUGUGAAAAUGGGUAAUGGUAAGAAACAGAGAGUCCAGAGAGCACGUGUCGUCGAAGUGCAGGGUGAGACUGCUCAGUCGAGCGUACGCGUGGAGAUCGACCAGUUGGAGGGGGUGGAAGAGCUGCAAGUGUGCAUCAGCGAGAUCGUAAUCGCUGGCAAGACCAUCACCACCCAUUGGAACGACAGGCUAUUGGACCCAAGUGACAUCGGGCCUGUCCAGCACACUACGACCAGGCAAUCCCCCAGAACCCAAGUUGAAACUGAUGAAGCGGUGAAUAAGGUGAUAUAUAAGACAGCCUUCGUAAUAUCCAGCAGCAUCACCGACCCUCAACCGAAUCGAGAGCGAACGGUCAACAUCAUCAAAAACUCUGGUGGCAUAGUUGUGGAUGACUGGAUUUCCGUGAUACGCAUGGAGGGUCAAUUCAUUUCGGACUACCACUGGGUUGCCCAUCAAAAAGAUGUCAAGUGGUGUGGCCACCAGAAGAUCGAUAAAAUCUUCUUGCUGUCUGACGAUUGUUCAACUAAACCGAAGUUCCUCAUGGCCCUUGCCCUUGGUAUACCGUGCGUGGACAUACGCUGGAUACAGGAGUGUGGGGAGCGCGACUGGCAAUCGUAUUUACUGCCUGCCGGAUUCAGUGAAACUUUGCAAGCAAGAAUUUCACAAAUGAUCGAUCUGGACUGGGGCAACUCCGUGGAUUAUGUGCAGGACAUCAUGAACAAUGCGGUCGCACCCAAACUCUUCUCUAAUAAAUCCGUCUUAUGUGUGGAUGAGAAAUUUGUUCCUGUCCCAGCGAAGACCGUCGGCAAGAAGAAGGCUACUGCUUCCCGAGGAGAAAUGAGCUGCAUCCCGCAGAUAAUAUUGGCAAUGGGGGCGAGCACGGUCGAAGCUGCCACAGAGUCUUGCCAUCUGGCGCAAGAUGCGUUGCGCACAUACGACUAUGUUGUUGUGAGGACUCUUGCCGAAGUCGAAUCGGUCCGUAAAGAUGGUGUCACCGUCGUUACUUGGGACUGGGUGAAGGACUGCCUCAUUGCGGGAAGACUCUUUGAUAUGCCUGCUUAG